Pipra filicauda (Wire-tailed manakin) is the source of this 380-nucleotide messenger RNA. RefSeq names its product cytochrome c oxidase subunit 7C, mitochondrial. Gene Ontology annotation, biological process: mitochondrial electron transport, cytochrome c to oxygen. The transcript has 3 exons. NCBI's taxonomy places the organism in Eukaryota, Metazoa, Chordata, Aves, Passeriformes, Pipridae. Bases 69 to 260 code for a protein of 63 amino acids. The record is from RefSeq and is a predicted model, not a curated record.
CCUCAGUCCCACCGCGCUCGGGAAGGUCGGGCAGGGCGGAGGAGUCACCGCCGAGUCCUGUUUGUAUCAUGUUGUCCGCCGGCGUCCGCCGCUUCGCCACCUCCGCCAUCCGCCGCAGCCACUAUGAGGAGGGACCUGGGAAGAACCUGCCUUUCUCUGUGGAGAACAAGUGGCAGCUGCUGGCACUCAUGUGUGGGUUCUUUGGAAGUGGAUUUGCUGCCCCUUUCCUCAUAGUCAGACACCAGCUCCUGAAGAAAUGAAGGGCACAGACUGUAACUGCACUAAUUGGAGUUGGAAGUCUUCUACCCAUCACCUUUCAGUGGGAAAAUGAUAGCUGCAGUACAAGCUGGAUGGGUCUAAAUAAAAUCUUAAAUCUGAAA